This is a messenger RNA of Drosophila serrata, 3798 nucleotides long. It is a transcript of the gene Top3alpha, whose product is annotated as topoisomerase 3-alpha. NCBI's taxonomy places the organism in Eukaryota, Metazoa, Arthropoda, Insecta, Diptera, Drosophilidae. Gene Ontology annotation, biological process: DNA repair; DNA topological change; DNA recombination. The record is from RefSeq and is a predicted model, not a curated record. Gene Ontology annotation, cellular component: chromosome; nucleus; RecQ family helicase-topoisomerase III complex. Gene Ontology annotation, molecular function: zinc ion binding; DNA topoisomerase type I (single strand cut, ATP-independent) activity; DNA binding.
GGACCGUGGCGCGACUGAAUUGUUUUCUGACUAAUUGGUUUUAAAUGGCAAUAUUACUAAAUGAAUAUCAAAUUUAUUUGAAUGGUUGUGUUUCUAAGAUGCUUCCGCUCCGUCAUCGCCGUACAGAGACGUUGUUACGCUAACCAAACUAGGGAGAUGAAGUUCCUUAAUGUGGCUGAGAAGAACGACGCGGCCAAGACGAUAGCCGGCCUAUUGUCCCAAGGUGCGGCACGGCGGCGCGAGGGGUACUCGGUAUACAACAAAGUAUACGACUUUGAGGCGCCUGUGCGCGGCCAAAAUGCCAAGAUGGUUAUGACCUCCGUCUCCGGCCACUUGAUGCAGUUGGGAUUCCCGGUAUCCUAUCGAAACUGGCGCGUCGUUGAUCCGCGCUCGCUGUUCGAUGCGCGUAAGAAGAGUGUCGCUGCGGACUAUGAGCCCAUCAAACGGACAUUGGAACGAGAGGUGCGCGGCUGCCAGGGCCUAAUCAUCUGGACGGAUUGUGAUCGAGAGGGCGAGAACAUUGGCUACGAGAUCAUCGACGUCUGCCGUGCCAUCAAGCCGAAUCUGACGGUGUAUCGGGCCAGCUUCUCGGAGAUUACGACGACAGCGGUACGCCGGGCUCUGCAGCAGCUGGGGCAGCCGGACAAGCGGCAGAGCGAUGCAGUGGAUGUACGCACUGAACUGGAUCUACGAACUGGGGCGGCCAUCACCCGUUUUCAGACCAUGCGCCUCCAGCGUCUGUUCCCCGAAAAGAUUGCAGAUAAGCUCAUAUCCUAUGGAAGUUGUCAGAUCCCAACUCUAGGGUUCGUCGCCGAACGUUACAAGGAAGUAGAGGCCUUUGUCUCUGAGCCAUUUUGGAAGAUCAGAGUUCUCCACACGAUUGAUGACCUGACGGUGGAGUUCAACUGGGCACGGAACCGUCUAUUCGACAAGGAAUCUUGUGAGAACUACCUGCUGCUCUGCCUCUCGGAGCCCGCUCCGCGUGCUCUUGUAGAGAGCGUUACGGUCAAGCCCAAACACAAAUGGCGGCCCACGCCCAUGGAUACGGUGGAAAUGGAAAAGCUUGGCUCCCGGAAGCUCAAGCUGUCGGCCAAAGAGACGAUGACUAUUGCAGAGAAAUUGUACAGCAAGGGCUUCAUCAGCUAUCCUCGCACGGAGACGAACCAGUUUUCCAAGGAGUUCGAGUUGGCGCCCCUAGUCCAAAUGCAUACGGGCCACCCCGACUGGGGAGCCUUUGCCCAACGUGUGGUUGACUGGGGUCCGAAUCCACGCAAUGGCAGCAAGUCGGAUCAGGCGCAUCCUCCCAUACAUCCCACCAAGCCGGCUGACAAUCUGCAGGGAAAUGAUGCUAGGGUCUAUGAACUAGUUGUCCGCCACUUCCUCGCUUGUGUCAGCAAGGAUGCCAUUGGUUCCGAAACCCUUGUACACAUAGACAUUGCUGGCGAGAAGUUUACGGGAAACGGACUGGUUAUUCACGACCGUAACUACCUAGACGUGUACGUGUACGAAAAGUGGAACGCCAAGCAGAUCCACCACUACGAGCAGAGGCAGCGCUUUGAGCCGACAGAGGUGUCCCUGCACGAAGGUGCCACUACUGCGCCUCCGCUGCUGACGGAGGCGGAUCUGAUUGCUCUGAUGGAAAAGCACGGAAUCGGAACGGAUGCCACUCAUGCCGAGCAUAUCAACACGAUUAAGGAGCGAGGCUAUAUAGGAGUAUUGGACAAGGGGGCCCUGGUGCCGGGAGUUAUCGGGAUGGGCCUCUACGAGGGUUAUGAUGCCAUGGAACUGGCUUUGGCCAAACCCCAGUUGCGCGCGGAGUUCGAGUCGGACCUGAAACUCAUUUGUCAGGGUCAAAAGGAUCCCAAAGUUGUUCUGACGGAGAAUAUAGCCAAGUAUAAGCAGUCCUACCAACAGAUUACCGACAAGAUCACCGCAAUGGACUCGAAGAUAGCAGCUCGUAUCAACGAAACCCCUGCGGCGAAUUCCUCGAACCAGGAAUCAGGAAGCGAGAACAGUCAACCGGCCAUGAUGCAAACUCUCUUUAAAUGCCCUAAGUGUAAUGACGGCCACAUGGCUCUGAAGGCAAAGAAGAAUCAGCAGGGCUGGUUCAUCGGCUGCACCAACUUUCCCGACUGUAAAAAUGUUGUCUGGAUGCCUAUGGAAUGCAAGGACGUGACCGCUUUAGAUGAGUGCUGCCCAAGCUGCGGUGAUACACACCAUCUGCUCAAGUUCCGCCUGAGCACGCCCUACUUCCGCGGCGUCUUCAACACCCCGAAUGGCUGGUACAAGACCUGCCUGCCCUGCGACAAUCUCUUCCGCUCUACGUUCCACAUUAAUUUAGAUUCUGUGAAGAGAGCAGGACGAAUUGUGGGGGAGGCAGGGAGUGGAGGAGACUGGCGACCAGGACCGGGGGGAGGAGGUGGCGGCGAAGGUGGAGGUGGAGGUGGAAGCGGAGGAGGAGGUGGCUCUGGAGCUGCUGGUCCUCCUCCAACUGGAAAGGGGGAUAUGCCCAUUAACGGCGGACCCAAGAAACCACCAGCAAAACCGAAGAAACCACCAAAAGCCGACACAAAACCGAAAAAAGGCUCGAAAUCCAGUAAUACCUCCUCCACUGGCGGCACCAUUCGCAGCUACUUUAGCUGUGCGGCUGCUAGUUCACCUUCCACCGAAAUGGAUGGAUUCUUUGACAGUAAUGAUGGGUUUGAGGAGGCCAUGCUAGCUGCUGUGGACUCUGUGGAGACAAGUACGAGUACGACUCAGCCACAAGUCGCCAAUUCGAUCACUCUGGAUGAUGACAUAGCCGCUGCCUUUGCCGCAGAUGAUGAUGCCGAGUUCGAGGCCUUGGUGAACGGUUGCAGCACCACGGAAAGUGAUAAUCGUCUGGAUUUAAGUCUUUCAGACUGGGUGAAGGCACAGGACGAAGCGAAUGAGCAGCCAAUGGUGUGGGGUAGUAGGGCUCGAUCAGCCAUCCCGACUGCGGCAGCCACACCGCCUCCGAGACCAGUAGCAAAAAGACCCCGCUUGGACAGCACCGAAUGGGAUAGGCCUUCCACAGGGGCAGCCGAACCAGAAGCAGUCCUGUGCACAGGAUGUCACCAGCCAGCUCGUCAGCACACUGUACGUAAAGAUGGUCCCAACCAGGGCCGGCUGUUUUACAAGUGCCCCAAGCCCAACGAGUGCAAGUUCUUCCAAUGGGCUGAUGAAGGGCAAGCACCAUCUUCAUUCAGACAGCCCAUCCAGAGUAGCAGCAACACUGCCAACUCCUGGGGCACAAAUCGUGUAGUAACUCUGCCAAGUCACCAGGAGAGAAGCAGUCAAGGGGGACAAUCCUCGUUUAUGCGGUCCAACUCUAGCAGCACUGUCACCAUAACUCAAACAAAGACAAAGACCACGCAAGAUCAUGGAGGGGAGGAGGUGAAGUGCAACUGCGGGCAGCUAGCCAGCAGACUAAUUGUGCGCAGGGACGGACCCAACCAGGGCAGACCCUUCUUUGCGUGUCCGACGCGAGAGAAAUCAUGCGGCUUUUUCAAGUGGGGCGAUGAGGAUCAAAACCAAGGUACCAGCAGCAGCAGCUCUUCCUGGGGAUCGGGCAAUCGAAACCCGCCGGCCGGACGCAGUCAAGGCGCGGAUUCUUCUGAAAAAACAGGGAAAACGCGUCGCUGCGGCUUGUGUCGCCAAGAAGGGCAUAACCGCAAUAAAUGUCCGCGGAAGAAUGACAUCGAUAUGUAGGUAAGAAACCGCAUUAAGUUGGAUGAAAGGGUUGUUUCUGAAUUAGUAUUUGCAACGUGCAUAAUUACU